Trifolium pratense (red clover) is the source of this 1307-nucleotide messenger RNA. RefSeq lists its product as uncharacterized. The transcript is spliced from 2 exons. Lineage: Eukaryota; Viridiplantae; Streptophyta; Magnoliopsida; Fabales; Fabaceae. Bases 254 to 847 code for a protein of 197 amino acids. The record is from RefSeq and is a predicted model, not a curated record.
CACUCUCUGCCACUUUACGUAUAAAAAAAUCCAAAAGAUUCAGAGGCUCACACUCCAAGUCUCCAUUCAUCAAAUCUUCAUAGUUUUCGUAACGCUCAAAAAAUAUAUUCUUCCCGUUUUACCCUUCUGGCAUGAUAGCUUUCAAUAACUAUAAACCACAGAACCAAAUCUCUUCACCACUCACUAUAGAUAUUUCAGAUACCAUUGAUUGAAGUUGAAAAUACCACUUUACCCCUCACUGUAAAACACUCCGAUGCCGAACCUCAACAACAACCUUACCAGUCCGGUGGAAAAUCACCGGCGAGGUAAAUUACCAGAGAAAUCGUCUUCUUUUUACGGUCAGAAUUCUGCGACGGCGGCUGGUGUAAAACUCCGGCGGCCGAAGACUAUGCCGGAACUUGGACCGGAUAGGAAGCGUGCGGCAAUGACGACGACGGCGGCUGAGAUUUUUCCGAAACAGCCGCCGAAGUUUCUGCUUAAGGUUAUGAUGAUAGGGAGCCUUGGUCCGGUGCAAGUUUUGAUGACGCCGGAAUCGACGGUGGGAGAUUUGAUAACGGCGGCGGUGCGGUUAUAUGUUAAGGAAGGUCGCCGUCCAAUCUUGCCGUCGAAUGAGGCUUCAUACUUCGAUCUUCAUUAUUCUCAGUUCAGCUUGGAAAGUUUAGAUAGAAAUGAGAAGCUGAGGGAAAUUGGAUCAAGGAAUUUCUUCAUCUGUCCAAAGAACAACAUUGGAGAGAGUGAUGGUGUAGAUGAUAGCGUAACGGUGUCGUUUGGUUCGUGUUCCACACAAGCUGAAAAACCGUGCAAAGGUUUCGGUUGGUUGAGUAAGGUGUAUAGUUUCUUGCUAUGAAAAACUGAUAAUAAUGAUUCGGUGAGAAUUAAUCAUCACUUGCCAUGAUGCCAAGUGCCAACAGCAACAUUUAGUAGUAUAUUCAAUAAUUUUGUAUUUAUGUAAUUUUAUCUUCAAAUUUUUCAAUAAUUUUUUCAUUUUUUAUUUUCAAAAUAAUGCGCAUAAGCCUGUUAGGACGGAUAUAUAUACACUAAAGCUAAAAAAGGUGAAUCUGCAAACAAUUUUGCAGCACCUAGGUUAAUAGCUACAUGGAUCAGAGAUGACUUCGCCAAUGAUACUUCUCUUCCGUUUCGGUGAAUGGAAGAGAGGUUGUGUAUUUGCAGGUGCUCCAACGCUAAGUUAGUAAGGAUGACUAAUAGAAAGCACGCUACAAUUAAUUACUGUAUAUAUAAUGUGAUGUUCAUUUAUUAAGUUAAGUUCACGUGGACUAUUGUUAAUGUUUUUUCAAAAUUAUAUGAAA